UCUGCAACUGCCAAUUGCUUCCUCGCUGGAUCUGCGUUUAUGAUUGCGGAUUGCAAGGAGAUUUUAGAUGUGAUGGCGAAGAUUCACUGUCGAGGAUUCCUCUGCCUCCUUCUUCUCCUGGGCCUGUUGUUCUCGUUCCCUUCGCAGCUUACUGCCCUGCAGAUUAUCGCCAAAUCCAAGAUCGAGCGGUGUGACCAGUCAUCGGCGAAGGAUUUGCAGUGCAAUGAAAAGCUCGUGAUCGAUGUGGCUGUCCCUAGCGAUUCGACUGGUCGAGAGGCUUCUAUUAUGGCAGAACUUGUGGAGACUGAAAACACUUCAAAUGGGAAGGUUCAAACUAUCAAGGAAUCACCCGUAAUCACAAUUAAAAAAUCUGCAGUAUAUGCUGUUUACGAGAUAUCAUAUAUACGGGAUGUUGCUUACAGACCUGAGGAACUCUAUGUCCAUACUCGAAAAUGUGAACCUGAAGCUGGUCCAAAUGUUGUUGGAGGUUGUUCAAGGUUGCGUGAUGAAAAUGGACACGUCAUUGAGCAAACUGAGCCAGUUUGCUGCUCUUGUGGACCAAAUGCACGGGUACCUCACAAAUGUGGAAGCCCCUUUGCUGCAAUUAUUAAAGGAAAAGCAAAUACUGCCCAUUGUCUCAGAUUUCCAGGAGAUUGGUUUCAUAUUUUUGGUGUAGGAAAAUGGUCACUAGACUUCAGUAUCCAUGUUGAAGUGAAGACGCAGUCUAGGAAAUCGGAAGUGGUUCUUGGUCCUGAAAAGAAAAUGGUGGUAUCAAGUGACAACCUCUUGAGAGCAAACCUUGUUGGUGAUUAUGUUGGUUACACUAGUAUACCAUCAUUUGAGAAUUUUUAUCUUGUAACUCCAAGGGAGGGGAAUUCUGUCCAGCUAGACACUCUUGGAGGGAACUACUCAAUGUGGAUGCUCUUGGAGAGGGUACGUUUUACUUUGGAUGGCACAGAAUGCAACAAAAUUGGAGUAAGCUAUGAAGCAUUCAACAGGCAACCUGACUUUUGCCGUUCACCAUUUUGGAGUUGUCUGCAUAAUCAGCUAUGGAACUUCUGGGAGUCUGAUUCCAGUCGAAUAAAAAGGGGACAGCCACCACAAUUUAUGGUGGAGAAAAGAUUUGAAAGAAUCAACCAGCAUCCGAGUGCAGGAUCACACACCUUUUCUAUUGGAAUAACUGAAGUUCUUAGCACAAACCUUCUGAUAGAACUUAAUGCUGAUGAUGUCCACUAUGUCGUUCAUCGGAGUCCUGGUGAUAUACUGAACAUUAGCAUCCCAACUUUUGAAGCACUUGCUCAAUUUGGUACUGCUACAAUUAUUUCUAAGAAUACUGGGACCUUGGAAGCAUCUUACAGUUUAGUGUUUGACUGCUCUGGAGGCAUCAAUAGAAUGGAGGAGCAAGUCUUCAUAAUGAGGCCUGGAGAAAUUGCUGGCCGUACAUUUGAGCUGAGACCAACCACUAACAAAGCCACAAAGUAUGAUUGCAAAGCUAUUCUGAAGGACUGUGACUUUAAAGAAGUUGACAGGGCAGAAUGCCAAUUCACUACUAUUGGGACAAUUAUCGACACUGGGACCCAGAUCCCUUCCGAAAUUAAUGCUGAUGAAAAAGGCAUUUUUGGGGAAGUCAAAAGCUUGUGGCGUUCAUUCUGGGAUAACCUGGUUGGUUUUUUGACCGGGAAGACAUGCAGGAAAAGUUGUUCGGGCUUCUUUGAUUUUGGCUGUCAUAUGCAGUAUAUUUGCAUUAGUUGGAUCGUGAUGUUUGGGCUUUUCCUUGCAAUUUUUCCAAUAGUGGUGGUGGUUCUCUGGUUACUGCAUCAAAACGGUAUCUUUGACCCUCUAUAUGACUGGUGGGAUGCCUUAGUUGGAUGUGAAGAUCAAAAGAAUGGAACGAAAGGGAAACAUAGGAAAAGCGGUGAUCGUGAGGACAUUGAUGACAUGCGUCACAAGCAGAAGGUUAAACAGAGGCAUGGUUCAACGAAAAGUAGAGUUCAGCCACACAGACAGAAAGGGAAGGAUUACUAUUAUGAUACUAAAGAAAGCCAUCUUCACCAUCACAGAAGGAAAAAGUAUCAUGGUCAUCAUGAGCUUGACGUUAGCCAUCGCCAUCGUCAUCAUCAUGGCGCAACUGAGUACGCUCACCAUCACAAGCAUGAUAAUGGCCAUGACCAUGUUCGCGGAAGGGUUAAAAAGCAUGAAAACCAAAAGGAACUUGCCAGCUUACAAGGCUACCAGGCUAUGAAGUUGGAUCCAUCUCGAGUGCAUGCAGCAGGAAGGAAGAGAACCCUGUGA
Messenger RNA from Nymphaea colorata (pocket water lily), 2292 nucleotides. Its product is annotated as protein HAPLESS 2. NCBI's taxonomy places the organism in Eukaryota, Viridiplantae, Streptophyta, Magnoliopsida, Nymphaeales, Nymphaeaceae. The coding region runs from base 40 to 2292 and encodes 750 amino acids. The record is from RefSeq and is a predicted model, not a curated record. The transcript has 19 exons.